UUUCGACAUUAAGGAUAAGGUGCAUACUAAAACAAAAGGAUUUAAGACUUAAUUAAUUCCAUCCAAGUGUCACCGGCCCACAAACAAAUGGUGGAACAAAGUUUGUGAAUGAUAACAAUACUCCAUUGUCUUGAAAAUCAUCAUUUCCUCUUUGAAUUUUAUAGAUUACUCUGGCAGUCUCUUGAAGACAAUGUACUGAGGUCUAGAAUUCAUAUGACCAUGGUAUUUAAACGCCAGAAGUAUCUUUCUUUCAGCCACACAAAAGUCUCACAAUGGCUUCUUCUUGUAUUCUUUGUGCAAUGGCUUUCAUUACUGCAGUUUAUGCUGCUAACUUCUAUCAAGAUAUUGACUUAACUUGGGGCAAUGACCAUGCCAGAAUUCUCAACAAUGGAGAGGUCCUAACUCUAUCUCUUGACAAGUCCUCCGGCUCCGGAUUCCAGUUGAAGAACGAGUAUUUAUUCGGGAAGUUCGAUAUGCAGAUAAAGCUCAUCCCCGGGGACUCUGCUGGCACCGUCACCACCUUUUAUUUAUCAUCCCAGGGAUCAACACAUGAUGAGAUUGAUUUUGAGUUCCUUGGUAAUCUUAGUGGAGACCCUUACAUUGUUCAUACUAAUGUGUUUACUCAAGGGAAAGGGAACAGAGAGCAACAAUUCUAUCUCUGGUUUGAUCCUACAAAGGAUUUCCACACUUACUCCUUUCUUUGGAAUCCUAGAAUUGUUAUAUUCUAUGUGGAUGGAAGGCCUAUACGAGUGUUCAAAAACAAUGAAUUGAUCGGCGUUGCAUUCCCGAAGAACCAGCCGAUGAGAAUCUACUCAAGCUUAUGGAAUGCCGAUGAUUGGGCAACAAGAGGCGGGCGUGUUAAAACAGAUUGGAGCAAGGCGCCGUUUACUGCUACUUUCCGAGAGUUCAAUGCCAACGCUUGUGUAUCAUCCUCCGGUGUAUCAUCUUGUCGUUCAUUGUCGAACAACUCAUGGAUGUUACAGGAACUAGAUUCGACGAGUCUCGAGUUGCUGAGAAUGAUACAGAAAAACUACAUGGUGUACAAUUAUUGUUCAGAUUUGAAGAGGUUCCCUCAGGGAUUGCCUUCUGAAUGCUCAACAAACACUUAGAACAAUUAUAUCAUGUAUUAUUCA
Dioscorea cayenensis subsp. rotundata (Guinea yam) is the source of this 1133-nucleotide messenger RNA. Its product is annotated as probable xyloglucan endotransglucosylase/hydrolase protein 23. The record is from RefSeq and is a predicted model, not a curated record. Gene Ontology annotation, biological process: xyloglucan metabolic process; cell wall biogenesis. NCBI's taxonomy places the organism in Eukaryota, Viridiplantae, Streptophyta, Magnoliopsida, Dioscoreales, Dioscoreaceae. The transcript is spliced from 3 exons. Gene Ontology annotation, molecular function: xyloglucan:xyloglucosyl transferase activity; hydrolase activity, hydrolyzing O-glycosyl compounds. The coding region runs from base 273 to 1109 and encodes 278 amino acids. Gene Ontology annotation, cellular component: cell wall; apoplast.